AUGCCUCCUCCGCGUGCUGCGUUAGAAGCUCUUGCGGCAGAACUCGUGCUGGACAUCUGCAAGCUCGUUAGGACACCGAAACGAGUUCCUCAACUUCCAUCACGACACCCCACAAACAUCGAGACGGCCCGAGAAAUUGACGUUUCUCGGAACACUGUUGCCGCGCAGUCUGAUCUUCUUGCUCUCGGCUUGACAUGUCGACGUUUGUUGUCCAUCGCUCAGCCACUUCUCUAUGCCCAUCCGGUGACCAUUGGCGAUGACGCACACCGGCGUUUCGAAUUUCUCUGCACGACACUAUGCAAGUAUCGUGAUCUCGCCCUGUUGGUAAAGAGCAUCCAACUGCCCGCGACUGCGGUCAACGGCGACCGUCGGGGCUCGACUGAUGGCGAUGCCGCUCUACUUCCGAAUCUCAAACUUGUGCACAUGUGGGUUGCGAGCACGUCUAACGACGACGACGACGACGACGACGACGACGACGACGAGACAACAGCACGAGAGGUGUUGAAACAACCAGCAUAUCUGCCUUUUCCUUGCCACGCGCUUCUGUUACGCGGCCAGUAUGACAAGGCUUACAUCGACGUCAGUUCUGGCCUCUUCCAGGACGAGAGCGGCUGGUUGUCCAAAGUACAAACUCUGGAUCUGCAUACCAUUGACCUUGACUGGAUCAUGGGGGAUCUGCAGAUCGAGCGUCUUCUAUCAGCCGUGUCGUUCUGCACCAGUGACUUCCCCGAUGACGAGCGCAGGCCGGCGACGACCCUGCGUUGCCUUACGCACAUUGCCACUGGCCACACGCCUUGGCCAGACCGCGAUUGGGACCUGUCGAAGCUCACUGCCUUUGUUGCGCUCGAGUUCCUGUGGCUGGAAUCGGCGUACUUUUGUUUCAACCCAAGCAAAACAGCUCUCACGGACAUCCUCCCACCCAACCUUGUUAUUCUGCGCCUGUCCGGCGUGAGUUUACCCGCAGCAGCACUGGCACAUCUACGGGAUGCCAUCGUCGAGGAGGGCAAGUUUCCGGCAUUGGCCCGAGUCACAAUCGACGCACGAGAAUUUGACCUUGCCGCUGAGAAGGACACGGCAGUCUUGUACUCUCUCUUGCUGCUGCGCGAGGCCGGCAUCCGUGUGACGGCAUUGGCGCAGCCGUUGCCCGGGCACGAGGAGCCCGCAGACGAAGACGACGAUCGACGCGCGCACAACCAAGUCCGAUGA
This is a messenger RNA of Sporothrix brasiliensis 5110, 1206 nucleotides long. RefSeq lists its product as uncharacterized. The transcript has 3 exons. Bases 1 to 1206 code for a protein of 401 amino acids. NCBI's taxonomy places the organism in Eukaryota, Fungi, Ascomycota, Sordariomycetes, Ophiostomatales, Ophiostomataceae. The record is from RefSeq and is a predicted model, not a curated record.